Molecule: messenger RNA, 822 nt
Organism: Phytophthora sojae
Lineage: Eukaryota; Oomycota; Peronosporomycetes; Peronosporales; Peronosporaceae
Exons: 2
Coding region: 1-822 (273 amino acids)
Source: RefSeq, a predicted model, not a curated record
AUGAAGACCGCAAAGGGCAAGAAGAAAGACCCCAAAGACGCACUUGGUCGACUUGUCCGCGACUUGAAAGAGAAGCCGACGUUGUGCCCAGUCAAAAGCUACCCUGGUGCGACGCUCGCGCGGCGGAGCACGGACACUUCACUCCCUACUGAAUGGUCGUAUAACAAUGAGGCGGUCGCAGCCAAGAUAACACAACUUUUUGGCCGGUGGGCCAAGUGGUCUCGAGAAGGAGGCAGAGUGACAACCUCACAAGGAGCGUUCGUUCUGGAGCAGCGUCCAAUAAAGCCAGCAGUGAGAAUGCCUGACGUGGCAUACACACUGCGAGAUGAGAAGGACAGGGGUCUAGAUCGCACACAAAUGUGGACGUACCGCGGAGAACCGUUUGACCCGAGCUUCGUCGUUGAAAUUGACAAGCUCUCCGGUCGUGGAUCUCAACGCAGAGCUCUAAACAGCAAGAUGCGCUACGAGUACUUCCGGCAUGGCGUUCAGUUGGGCUGGUUGAUCGAUCCGCGCCCCGGCCACUACAAGAUGUAUGAGUACUAUCUCAACGAACGCGGGCAGGUGAAAUGCUCGGACGACACUGCGUGGAGAGACCUCGAUGGCCGCGAUGUUCUUCCCGGAUUCACUCUCACCAGCACCGACUUGGAGAUGGUGCUUGACCAGGAUCCUGGAUCGUCGUCGGAAGAAGAAGUUGACUUUGCUUGCCCAGAGCGAGGAUGCGGGAAACGCAUGAGAUCGCGCGGGGCGUGGGCUGCGCACGCGGAGUGGCACCGUGCUGAAUGUGCUCGGCGGAAGCAUUUGGCGAAGCGUGCGAGCAACUAG